AUGAGGCUGCUCUACAUCUCUCUUCUCUUCCUCUCUGUCCAGUCCUUUGUUCUGUCGCCAUCAAAUACUUCCCUAAAUCUUCCCCGCGAUCAAUUCGCCAUCCAAGAAUCCACUCUCAGCGGGAUUCUUCUUAUUCCACUGACCCAGGGAUUGAUCGGUCUAUCGGAUUCCGAAAAGAAGUCGUUAAAUAUCUCGGGUAACCUCACUGAAGUGAAAGCGGACAACUCACUUGGUCUCUCAUCUACUUCAAUCGCCUGUAUUCCUUGUGAUGCGUCAGCUUACUCUGGACCGUUAACUGCUUCUGAUACUCUUGACUACGUCGUCACCUCCAAACACCCCGCCUUAGCUGUCAUUCUAUAUAGUACAUCGGCAAUUCGCUGUAAUCUAACCACCGACAACCAGACCGAGGCUUAUCAGAAGAUAUUCACCGUUAUCGGAGCAAGAUCGGUCUCUACUUUACAGAGGUCUCUCAAUUCUACUCCUACUGCUACUAUUGUCUCAAUGUCGGGUGUCGCAUCUGGUUUUGAUCCCACUCCGACCUCUAGGUCGCCAGGGUCUUCUACCCAGACGAGUGGUAGCGGUCCCAAUACUGAAGCGAUGAUCAUCCUCUACAGUAUCACCGGUGUCAUCACAGCCCUCUUUUUGGGUAUCAUUGUCACGGGCGCUGUCCGUGCCCAUCGUCAUCCAGAGAGAUAUGGUCCCCGUAUCAUUGGAGCAGGACGACGACGAGCUAGGCAGAGUAGAGCUAGAGGUAUAGCACGAGCUAUGCUAGAGACAAUCCCUAUUGUCAAAUUUGGUGAUGAGGAUAAUGUCGCUGCUACAAAGAGGGAUAUUGAACUGGAGGGAGACGAACACAUUGCCGAUGUUGCCGAGGUCGGGCCAGAGGUAGAUGGAACCGAAACUCCAACUCCGAUCGCCACUGAUCGACCAACUUCCACCUCCACCGACUUGAAGGAUACUAAGCCUGAAGCGGGUAACGAGGGCAACUUUGUGUGUCCGAUCUGCACUGAUGAUUUCAUCAGGGGCCAGGACCUUCGUGUUCUGCCCUGUAACCAUCAAUUCCACCCAGAGUGUAUUGAUCCUUGGCUUGUGAAUGUCUCCGGCACUUGUCCUCUCUGCCGCAUUGACCUCAAUCCCAAAGAAGAAACUGCUGACCAACACGACAACGCCGAGCUCGGGGAAGCGGAAGUCCAACGCCAAGCAGAAGUACCAGGACAACGUCAAUCUCACCGAGUAUCGAGCUUAAUAAAUGGACGAGGACAUUUGGAUUUGCGCCGUAUGUAUGAUUCUACGGUCGAGGAACGCCUGCAUGCCCUACGCUAUCUCAGAGCAACACGUCAUGACGAGGAACAAUCCAGCAACCGCAUGUCUACGCGGUUCAGGGAUCGAUUCCGUAUCCACACUCGAGCCCAUGGCGUCGAGACCCCGGGCAGUGCUCCAACAACCCCGACAGUAACAGUACCACACCCCUGCUCACACCAACGAUUCAUGAAGCUAUUUUGA
This is a messenger RNA of Penicillium taxi, 1503 nucleotides long. RefSeq names its product RING-H2 finger protein. The transcript is spliced from 4 exons. The record is from RefSeq and is a predicted model, not a curated record. Lineage: Eukaryota; Fungi; Ascomycota; Eurotiomycetes; Eurotiales; Aspergillaceae. The coding region runs from base 1 to 1503 and encodes 500 amino acids.